This is a messenger RNA of Anastrepha obliqua, 2337 nucleotides long. RefSeq names its product mucin-2-like. Gene Ontology annotation, molecular function: protein binding. The record is from RefSeq and is a predicted model, not a curated record. Lineage: Eukaryota; Metazoa; Arthropoda; Insecta; Diptera; Tephritidae. The coding region runs from base 1 to 2337 and encodes 778 amino acids. The transcript is spliced from 2 exons.
AUGCGCAAGGUCGUUUUAUACACCAUCGUUUACAACAACAAAAUCAAUGCCGGUUCUGUUUCUUUCGAUGACGACUGCAGCCAGGUGCAAUGCCCUCCAGAAACUAGUACCUGCCCGCCAGAUAGCGUGGAGCUUCAACCACCCCCCGUCAUCGAAAUGCUCUACGGUCCCGAUGAAUUCAUGCCACCACAUGAGUUCUAUGAUGAUGCUGAAGAUUCAACUGCUCUAAUCGACCAGCAUUACGAUGAAUUGCCGUUACAUGAGAGCGCAGUUACGAUACCAAGCAAUACCAGUUCACGGACAGCCUCAACAUCGCCGACAAAUACCACGCCAAGUGAGCUACCUAACAGUCAAGCUGCUAAAGUUUCAGAUGCAGAAAAAGACUUAGAAGCUGUGCGCAUGAAACGGGAACUUAGCUUUGACAAUGAAAAUACAGAUGGCAUUGACGAGCACGAAGAGCUGAUGCGUAUGUGCUGCGCCACAAUGACGGAAGAGAAUCGUCGACGACGACGAAGACGUCGCCGCUCUAGUACAACAGAUGACUGCGAGUGCAAACCUUGCAGUGCGAUACCGCAGUGCCCAAACGAUGAAGUAGCGAUUAAAGUACAUGAAGCUGCUGGAACUCCAGGCGACUGCUGUCCCACUUAUACUUGUGCGCCGAAGCCGAAGUGUGAUGAUGUCGAUGCGCAAGCUUAUUGGCGAGAUUCGUGUACUCGUUGCAGCUGUUACGGUUCGAAAGGUAUGGAACUUUGUCACAAUGAAUGUCCGGAAAUGGAGGAGCAAGAAGCACAGCGCAGUUGUUUCUCUGCACACCUGCAGGAACCUAUGUUGCAUGGCAGUGACUGGUAUGAGAAUGAUUUUUGUACAAAAUGCCAUUGCGAAAAUGGUGUGCGAGAAUGUGUGGAAAGUUUGUGUAAGCCAGUCACAUGUAGUAAUCCGAUAAAAGUAUCGAGACAAUGCUGUCCACAGUGUCCAACGAGUGAGGAAAAUAUUCUUAUUGCUCGUGAGAACUCAACACACUCUAGUGAUACAAGUUCGACUGAGCAGGUACGGCAGAGUGAAAUGAAAACAAGUACCAUUGCUGUAUCGUCGUUAUUUGAUGAGCGAGUGACAACGGAAACGACUACUACGCCUGCGUUGUCUUCUAAUGCGACCAUAGAUAAAACGUCCACUGAAUCUUCAACGGAACCAAUUGGUGUGCGAAAUCAAACGACAAGCACGGAAGCGAUUACGGAGCUCAUGUAUUCAUCCACAAUUACGUCCGAAACGUCUGCUAGCAGCACUGAAAUGUUAACUACUUCCAGACAAAUUGACGACAUUGCAGCUGAAAUCUACUUUGGCCCGGUAAGCUAUCCUCCAAUAGAAGACAACAGUGCAUCGACUCAGGAGAAAAUAGACGAAGUAUCUGAAAGUGCUUCACAGCCCUCAACUGCUGCGCAGGCAGACACAACUUCGUCUACAAUGACAAGUCAAAUGGAAAUUACCGAACCAUUAGCAACAACAACUACCGAGCGCACAAGCAGUCAAAUGUCAUACACUGAAAGCUCGACAAAGGAAUUAUCGAUAAGUACUGAGACAACAAAGGUCCUCAGUACCACGUUAAGUACUUCAAUAGAAGAAACUACAUCAAUAUCAGCUGCAAUUAUAACUAAUGAAAGAGUAUCUACCACGAAAGCUUCACAGGAAAAUACUGCUACCAGCAACACUACCGAAUCUACAAUUCAAGCAAACUCCCGGCUAAGUGAGGUCACAACAACGCAAUCGGAUUACAUCACUGGUUCCACAACUACGUCUCCGACAACUGCGUCUCCGACAACUGCGUCUCCGACAACAGCGUCUCCAACAACUGCGUCUCCGACAACAACGUCCCCGACAACUGCGUCUUCGAACGCUGCUUCACCUGCAUCUGUUGUCGCUGUUGAUAUUAGUUCUACACACACUAACGCCGCCUCAACCAGUUUGCCCUAUUCCAGCACAGCAAAGCCAUUGACUUCCCUCACAUCCACCACCAGUUCUCCCUACUCCAGCACCUCAGCUCCGCCAGUCGCUUCAACAACCGUUUAUUGGUAUACUUUCUCUACGUCGGCGCCCUCACCGCCCGUACCCCAGCCCACCGUCUAUCAGCCUAGUGUACGCACAUUCUUUACACGUCCAGAAGUUCGCUACAUUGGCGCAACUGUUUUCUUCGCCUUUCUUGCCAUCUGCGCAUUGGCGGUGUGGAAAUUUUGUAUGCCUCCACGCAGCACUAGACUAAAAAAUCACUAUAGAACGGUACCCAGCUCAGAGGCGACCAGUUUGAGUCACAGUCCGACUACGUCGCAUUCCUCUAUGGCAUAG